AUGAAAUCUGUUAAACUUGAAAAAGUCAAUAAUUCAAAACAAAUAAAAAUGUCUUCUAAUAGCUGUCCGCCUCGUUAUCAAGAUGUUUCUCAGUCAGUUAAUUCAAACAAGGAAAAGGAUAUUUUUGAACUUUCUGAUGAUUCAAAUGAUGUAUCCAUUGUAUCCUAUGACUCAGACAAAGAUCCUCUUUGGAAAAUUGACAAAAACCUAAGCAAAUCUGUUAUUGAUGGUAUUGAUUAUAUAACACCUGAAAAACAUGGCUCUUUAUUAGUCAAUAAACYGAAUGAUGAUAUAAAACAUACAAUUUCAUCUCCUGUUGGGACUUGGACAGUUGAAAAAGAUGAGGAUACACAAUUAUUAUACAAAACAAGUUCUGAUGGCAAUAGUAUCAAAGUGAAAAAAGUAUUAUUUUGUGAACAAAAUAUUGAAAACACAGGAUCAUCUGGUACUACAGCUAAUAUUUUAAAACAGCCACAAGAUACUACAAUUUUACAAAAGCAGCCAAAUAUAUCUGAUGAUUUUCAACGGUUCAUUACUAACACUUUAGUAAAUAUUAAAUAUGACAUUGGCAGCAUUUUAAGCAUUGUACAAUCAAAUAGUAUUAACAUUAAUACAUUGAUGKCUAAUAAAAAUACAUCAGCCAAAAAUAUCAUAAAUCUUGACAACAUAUUUCCUAUUACAAAUCACRAUGAAUUAGAGUCAUUGGAAACCAAAAUUAAGACUGAUGAAAGCUUUAGAAAUACAUUGGUAACUCAGUUAUCAGUGUUAAUAGAUGUUAAUGAUCUUGGAAAUAGUGUUCGAAGAAUUGUUUCAAGAAUGUUAAAUGAUGUUUUACUCUCCUACUAUUCGUUACAUGGAUUUAAAUCAAAGUUAUGUUUUUCAGGCUUACAUACCUAUCGAGUUAUUAUAGGUAAAACAUUAAACUUUGACUUGUUUGGUACAAUAUAA
Molecule: messenger RNA, 948 nt
Organism: Diuraphis noxia (Russian wheat aphid)
Lineage: Eukaryota; Metazoa; Arthropoda; Insecta; Hemiptera; Aphididae
Source: RefSeq, a predicted model, not a curated record